GUUGUGUAUACAUAAAUACACACGAGAGCCGAAGUGAGAUCCAGACCUCAACGGCGACUGCAAUUUGGGACUGAAGCAGCCAGCACGCGAUGAGGAAGUGGGCACUCCCUUCCGCACUCCUCCUCCUCCUCCUCCUUUCCACCGUCCCCGAUCAAGGGCGGAAGCUACACGCGAAUGCAGAGGACAGCGGGGAUUCGGAUGAGCUCGUUGAUCUGCCGAAGGUGGAGGACAAGCUCGGUGCUGUUCCCGUGGGGCUGUCGACUGAUUCGGAUGUUGCCAGAAGAGAGGCAGAAUCGAUCUCGCGGAAGACUCUGCGGAGCAACGCUGAGAAAUUCGAGUUCCAAGCUGAGGUUUCUCGGCUAAUGGAUAUUAUCAUCAACUCGCUGUACAGCAACAAAGAUAUAUUUUUGAGAGAGCUCAUCUCGAAUGCUUCUGAUGCGUUGGAUAAGAUCAGAUUCCUUGCACUUACUGAUAAAGAGGUCUUGGGUGAAGGCGAUAACACUAAGCUUGAAAUCCUUAUGAAGUUGGACAAGGAAAAUAAGAUCCUCACUAUUCGUGAUCGAGGUAUUGGAAUGACAAAGGAAGACCUGAUAAAAAACUUAGGGACUAUUGCCAAAUCUGGAACUUCAGCAUUUGUGGAGAAAAUGCAGACAGGAGGCGACCUGAGCCUCAUUGGACAAUUUGGUGUUGGUUUUUAUUCAGUGUAUUUGGUUGCUGACUAUGUUGAAGUAAUUAGCAAGCACAAUGAUGACAAGCAGUACGUAUGGGAGUCCAAGGCUGAUGGGUCAUUUGCUGUCUCCGAGGAUACAUGGAAUGAACCACUGGGUCGUGGGACUGAGAUAAGGCUGCAUUUAAGGGAUGAAGCCAAGGAGUAUCUUGAAGAAGACAAAUUGAAGGAAUUGGUGAAAAAGUAUUCUGAAUUUAUCAACUUCCCCAUUUACCUGUGGGCAAGUAAGGAGGUAGAUGUUGAAGUUCCAUCUGAUGAAGAUGAUUCUACUGAGGAAGAAGAAACUGCUGAAACUACCACUUCAGAAGAAGAAGAAGAAACUGAUGAGGAUGCUUCUGAGAAAAAACCAAAGACAAAAACAGUGAAAGAAAAGACUUUUGAGUGGGAGCGUCUUAAUGACAUGAAAGCUAUAUGGCUUCGUAAUCCUAAGGAGGUCACAGAUGAAGAAUAUUCAAAAUUCUACCACUCUCUAGCAAAGGACUUUGGUGAUGAGAACCCAUUGGCUUGGAGCCAUUUUGCUGCUGAAGGUGAUGUCGAGUUCAAGGCUUUACUUUUUGUACCUCCCAAGGCUCCUCAUGAUCUCUAUGAAAGUUAUUACAACAGCAACAAGUCCAACUUGAAGUUGUAUGUCAGAAGGGUUUUCAUUUCCGAAGAGUUUGAUGAACUUCUGCCUAAGUAUCUUAGUUUCUUGAAGGGUCUUGUUGACUCUGAUACUUUGCCGCUUAAUGUCUCACGAGAAAUGCUCCAACAGCACAGUAGUCUGAAGACAAUUAAGAAGAAGUUAAUCCGUAAGGCACUUGAUAUGAUCCGAAAAAUUGCAGAUGAAGAUCCUGAUGAGUUCCAUAACAAAGAAAAGACAGAUUCAGAAAAAGAAAGUGAAGAGAGUGAGAAGAAAGGACAGUACACCAAAUUCUGGAAUGAGUUUGGCAAAUCUAUCAAGCUUGGAAUCAUAGAGGAUGCUCAUAACAGAAACCGUCUCGCAAAGCUUCUUAGAUUUGAAAGCACAAAAUCUGAAGGCAAACUUGCCUCUCUGGAUGAGUACAUCUCUAGAAUGAAGCCAGGACAAAAGGACAUAUUCUACAUAACAGGAACUAGCAAGGAACAAUUGGAGAAAUCUCCAUUCCUUGAGAGACUCACGAAGAAGAAUUAUGAGGUUAUAUUCUUCACUGAUCCAGUCGAUGAAUACUUGAUGCAAUACUUGAUGGACUAUGAAGACAAGAAGUUCCAGAAUGUGUCGAAAGAAGGUCUUAAACUUGGAAAAGACUCGAAACUGAAGGACCUCAAGGAAUCCUUCAAGGAAUUGACAAACUGGUGGAAGGAUGCUCUCUCCAGUGAGAACGUGGACUCUGUUAAAUUAAGCAACCGGUUGGACAACACCCCCUGUGUGGUGGUCACCUCCAAAUACGGAUGGAGUUCAAACAUGGAGAAGAUCAUGCAGUCUCAAACCCUCUCUGAUGCCAGCAAGCAAGCUUACAUGCGUGGCAAGAGGGUGCUUGAGAUUAAUCCACGGCAUCCUAUCAUCAAGGAACUUCGUGAUCGAGUCGCCCAGGAUUCAAAGGACGAGGGUCUGAAACAUACAGCACGACUUGUUUAUCAAACUGCCCUCAUGGAGAGUGGUUUCAUUCUCAACGAUCCAAAGGAUUUUGCCUCCAGCAUCUACAAAUCUGUGCAGAAGAGCAUGGAUAUCAGCCCAGAUGCAACUGUGGAAGAGGAAGACGAUGCAGAGGAACCUGAGAUUGAAGAGAAGGAAUCAUCAACCAAGUCAGACGAUAAAGAAGACAACGAUGAGUCGGUGAAGGAUGAGUUGUAGAUUUUCUAGGCGCAAUAUUAAAAAAAAACAACAUGAGCAUCGUCCUGUUGCAGGUUUUGAUAAUUCCAACUAGGGCAACCCAGACGAUAAUCAACGGCUAGAACUAUCCCUUUUAUGUGUUAAAAUCACAGACCUUGAUUUAGAUUUUGCUAAUUCGAUGGCGAGUGUUUGUGUUAAUUAAGUCCACGCAUGCUGUAACUUCCUUUGGCAUUUUUCGUCGAACAUUAGUACUAGUUUAUUGUGAACCCUAGUUUUUGUUCUCUGAUCUAUUUGUUUAGUUUGGCUUAAA
Messenger RNA from Zingiber officinale, 2826 nucleotides. Its product is annotated as endoplasmin homolog. Gene Ontology annotation, biological process: protein folding. The transcript is spliced from 15 exons. Gene Ontology annotation, molecular function: ATP-dependent protein folding chaperone; ATP hydrolysis activity; ATP binding. Lineage: Eukaryota; Viridiplantae; Streptophyta; Magnoliopsida; Zingiberales; Zingiberaceae. The record is from RefSeq and is a predicted model, not a curated record. The coding region runs from base 90 to 2537 and encodes 815 amino acids.